Molecule: messenger RNA, 3747 nt
Organism: Mus musculus (house mouse)
Lineage: Eukaryota; Metazoa; Chordata; Mammalia; Rodentia; Muridae
Gene: Ddah1
Product: dimethylarginine dimethylaminohydrolase 1
Exons: 6
Coding region: 171-1028 (285 amino acids)
Biological process (GO): negative regulation of cellular response to hypoxia; L-arginine catabolic process; positive regulation of nitric oxide biosynthetic process
Molecular function (GO): nitric-oxide synthase inhibitor activity; dimethylargininase activity
Source: RefSeq, marked validated
AGGGCUCCGGGCGCGAGCCGGGCUCCCGCAGCAGCACAUUCAUCGGCUGCCAAGAGGAGCCGCCGGGCGCUCGCAGGCUCGCAGGCUCGCAGGCUGGGCGCGCGCUGCUCUCGGGAGGACCGAGCCACCGACUCAAACCCAGCCACCGUCGCCUCCUCUCCGCGCGAACCAUGGCCGGCCUCGGCCACCCCUCCGCCUUCGGCCGGGCCACCCACGCCGUGGUGCGGGCUCCGCCCGAGUCCCUGUGCCGCCACGCGCUGAGGCGCUCGCAGGGCGAGGAGGUGGAUUUCGCUCGCGCCGAGCGCCAGCACGAGCUCUACGUGGGCGUGCUGGGCAGCAAGCUGGGGCUGCAGGUGGUGCAGCUGCCCGCCGACGAGAGCCUGCCCGACUGCGUGUUCGUGGAGGACGUGGCCGUCGUGUGCGAGGAGACGGCCCUCAUCACCCGCCCCGGGGCGCCCAGCCGCAGGAAGGAGGUUGACAUGAUGAAAGAGGCUUUGGAAAAACUUCAGCUCAACAUAGUAGAGAUGAAAGAUGAAAAUGCAACUUUGGAUGGUGGGGACGUCCUAUUCACAGGCAGAGAAUUUUUUGUGGGCCUUUCCAAAAGAACAAAUCAACGAGGUGCUGAAAUCUUGGCUGAUACUUUUAAGGACUACGCAGUCUCUACAGUCCCUGUGGCCGAUUCUUUGCAUUUAAAGAGUUUCUGCAGCAUGGCCGGACCCAACCUGAUUGCAAUAGGGUCCAGCGAAUCUGCACAGAAGGCCCUCAAGAUCAUGCAACAGAUGAGUGACCAUCGUUAUGACAAGCUCACUGUACCCGACGACAUGGCCGCCAACUGCAUAUAUCUAAAUAUCCCCAGCAAAGGGCAUGUCUUGCUGCACCGAACCCCAGAAGAGUACCCAGAAAGCGCAAAGGUCUAUGAGAAACUCAAGGACCAUCUACUGAUCCCUGUGAGCAACUCGGAGAUGGAAAAGGUGGACGGCUUGCUCACCUGCUGCUCCGUUUUUAUUAACAAGAAGAUAGACUCCUGAGCCAGAGAGUCCCUUCCCUGUGGCCAGCAAGUGGCCGAGGCCAGGCUGAUGGCUCUGUACCUAUUCCUCCUUUUUCCUUUGACAAUCUACUGGGCCACUGUGCUACUAACUCUUGUUUACAAAAAAAGAAAAGAAAAACUAAUUCCAAUUUUAAUCACCUCAUUCCCCACACCCUCCUUUUCCUCACGGUGGUACCUAACCUGUGCAUUCGCUAAAAGAAUUAAGCAACCUAGGAAAUACAGAACUAACGAAUCAUUGGAAUGCAAUUGAUAGCGUGGAAGCCCCUCACUUCAGUGUUUGUGUCCUUAAUGUGGGAAUGAUUUAGCUGCAGGGCAUUCUGAAGACUGUCUUCCCGGCCAGCCAGAUAAGCAAGGGACUUUCUCUGUAUCAUGAAUCAAGCUUGGCUCCUGUGAAAUUCCCUAGAACGUGGAUUUUUUUUCCCAUUCCCCUCUCUUCUCGCCCCUAAAAACCUUUCUUCUGGGUCUUUCUGUGGUCUUCUCCGCUUCUUUCGUAAUCGCCUUGACCUUGGAUUUACCCAAGCUCUUGCGUUCUGGAUGUCAUCCCGAAGGUCCAACCUGUGUGCACUCCUCUCUCUCUGCCUUACAGCCACCUCUCCACCACCAGCAGCAAGUCAGAGUGGCUGGUCGGGGAACAGGAACCUCACAGAGGCACACCCUGACAGGCUUUCCCAUUGCCACACCUAGGAAGGUAAAUCCAGCCUCAGGUGGUUGAUGCAGGAUGUUAGAUACAGAUGCCUAGAAACACCCCAUGGGUACAUCUUAGAGAGACUGAGUCACAUGCCAUGAGUUUGCCUCAUGACUAGUCCUGUAGUAUGGAGGGAAGUCUUUCUCCACUCCACCACCUCCGCCUUUCUGAGCUUCCUUCUGACUCGCCUUGUAUCUACCCCCUUAGAAUCAUCAUGAUCUUGAGAAAGUCAUUUCCUUCAAAAGAGGCAGAGCAUGUACAAUGAUUGCUGAUGGUCCGGGGAGAGCCAGAGGGGGCUGCCUCCACCCAGGCCUGGGAGCGCAGUCAGGAAAUGGUUCCUAAGGUCAGCCUCAAACAAUGUCUGAGUCUCCUGUGAAAUAUCCAUGAUUGUUUACUGUGGAAUUCAAGUGAAACUUCAAAUUACACAAUGCUCAGCUGGCACAGGUCGCUCACAGAGAGCCAUGCAUGCCACAGCAAAGAAGGAGAGCAUUCCUUUUUUUUUUUUUUUUCUUAAAAGCUGAAACAGAGCAGGGACAUGGUGCUUUACAAUGCACAGUGACCCAGCCAGGCAUGUCAUCAAAGUUCUGGUCACUUCUACCUUUGCUGUACAGUCUGCAGUUUGUCAUUCAGUAUUUAAAGUUCAGGAGACAAAGACUAAGUCAGAUCUAUCUCUCCUUUGUGAUCAGUGUUUCUCAUAAUGAAGACAAGAGAGGCUGGUCUCCAUUGCAUUCCCCCCAGUGGAUAGAAGUGAGACAAUCAGGGCAUCCUUCAUCACUCUUCUCAUAUUUGGCAAUCUCUCUGAAGACAUCUCCAUCUCUUCCUUGCUUCUCUAACUUUAGACUCAUAGCACAUGCAAAUAUCUAACUCUGUGCACCCUGCGAAUGAACCAUAUCCUGAUCACUGUCAUAUUUCACAACAUAUCAUGAGUGAAUAAUUAUGUUUUUUCCAGGGUAAAUGAAUGUGAGCCAGUUGCCUAAAUUAAUAAAGAAAACUUGUUCUCAGCAAUUAUGGUUGCCUUUGGGGGUUAAAUUUGACCAUAUACUAGUAAAAACAAUUUCUCCUUGAGAGAGGUGACCAUCUCAAAAUCCACCACAGGAAAAACAGCCCACUGUAUAUGUACCAGCAUGCAACUGUCACUGACGUCCUUUCUCUCAUCCUGUUACGUGCAGUCAGUUACGAGUGAGUAGAUUUUCCAUGGCAACGGUUUCUUCUACCAGAGGUGGUUUUCCAGUUCCCGUUUCCUUUGCGCUCCUCUUUCCUUGUUUGUCCUGAGAAAUUGACUAGAGUUGCUGCCUCUUCCCCAUCUUACUCUGCUCUUCAGACCCCCUGUGUGAUUCAGAGAUGUGAACACGCAAAAUACACGCAGCAUUGCCCCUUCGAUGUUCUCAUCACAUAACGUUACCUCUAAAAGGGAAAAUCAUUGCCCCAGUUCCCCUCUCGUCCGUUGUGUCUCACAAAGAUGGGAAGACCAACAAAAAUGCUUCUUGAUAUUACAACAAUGUGAGGAGUUACAUUUAACUAAGUCUAUAGCUUGGGUAAGAAGGAUCAGGUCAGUAUGAGUUGGUUUAGUGAAGAGAUGAGCUAGAAGGAUUGCAUAGUUAGCACUAUGUCUUUAACUGGUGGGUUGCUGUACCAAUUGGUUGCAGAUCUCCACAGCGUGUUCAUUGCACUAAAAUGCUACUAGGAACCAAACACUAAGGCCGUCAUCUCUAUAUCUCUAAGAAGGGAAGUUAGGCCAGGCUGUAGUCUCACAGUGUGGCCUGUGUAGGGUUGCAUGCUACUCUCUAAGACAUUCAGACAUAGUUUCUGUGCGGUGUUAGGUUUGUGCUUUUUUUUUUCUAUCUUCUUGCCUGCCAUCUUCCAGCCAAUGUGUGGUUAUCCAGUCUGUGUGCCAAAGUCAGCCAUAUCUCCCACGACCUGUUAGUCCAGAGGAGUUCUGCACCGACGCUAGUUGCCAGCUGCCUGCUCCUAAUGUACACCAGUCAAGACAGAAUAAAAUGUGAGUUGUACCGUG